AUGGUAAGAGAUUGUUUUCAAGAAAAUGAGUUUCAAGAUGCAAGCUUGAAGCUUUUUGGAACACGAGAUAAGGAUGGAAGAGUUCACAAUUUGCCAACAACAUCAGAAAUUGCUGCGUUAAUACAUGGUGAUUUUGAUGGAGCAUUUGAUAAAUGGGACAUUGUUGUUAGAAAGAAGUCUGGUGGUCUUCAAAGAAUUAAUGAGCUUCAUCCCUCUUACCUUGCUUUGCAAUAUCCACUUAUUUUCCCAUAUGCGGAAGAUGGUUAUAGAGUUGGUAUUAAACAUAGAGGGAUUGCGAUUGAUGAUGAGGUACUUAGAACCAAUCUUACAAUUAGAGAAUUCUUUUGUUACAAAAUUCAAGAUAGACAGAAUCAGUUUUCAUUGUUAGUUAAUGCGAAAAAAUUAUUUCAGCAGUUUUUGGUUGAUGGAUACAAGAUGAUAGAAUCUGCCAGGUUGAAUUAUAUAAGGACACAACAACCUAAACUUAGAGUACAAACUCUUAAGAACUUGAAUGCUACUGUUGUAAGUGGAGAGAAUAAUGCCUCAAGUUGUGGUAAACCUAUACUUUUACCUUCAUCAUUUACUGGUGGUUCUAGAUAUAUGAUGCAAAAGUACUUGGAUGCUAUGGCAAUUUGCAAGUCUGUUGGAUAUCCCGAUUUAUUCAUAACGGUGACUUGUAAUCCAAACUGGCCUGAGAUUUACAGGUGUUUGCACGAUAAAGCUCUUAAUGCUGAAGACAGACCGGAUAUUAUCUUUAGAAUAUUCAAGUGUAAAUUGGAUCAUCUUAUAAAAGAUUUCAAGAAACAUAAAUUCUUUGGUGAUAUACAAGCAGCCCACUGUUCAAAAAUUUCAGUUAUGUAUAGAGUGGAAUUUCAGAAGCGUGGACUCCCACAUGCUCACAUAUAUUUGUUCUUGGGUGCUGAAAGCAAAUUUCCAAAUGCAUCUGAUAUUGAUCGGGUUAUUACUGCUGAGAUACCAGAUAAAGAAAGAGAUCCUGAAUUAUAUGAGCUUGUCAAGCAAUUUAUGAUUCAUGGACCAUGUGGUACAGACAACCUACUUUGUCCAUGUAUGGUUCAGCAAAAUUGUUCUAAAAAGUUUCCCAAAAAAUAUGUAGAUGAGACUUGUGUUGAUUCUGAAGGAUAUCCUGUCUAUCGUCGCCGUCAAACAAGUAAUACGGUAGUAAAGAAUGGUGUGACACUUGAUAAUAGAUUUGUAGUUCCUUACAAUGCUCUCCUGCUCAGAAAGUAUCAGUGCCACGUUAACGUUGAAUGGUGCAACCAGUCAGGUUCUAUCAAAUAUUUGUUUAAAUAUAUUAAUAAGGGGCCUGAUAGAGUCACUGCUUCUGUUUUUCAAACCAAUAGCACCAAGAAUAAUACGGAACAAAAUGUAGCUGUAGAUGAGAUAAAAGCAUACCUUGAUUGUAGAUAUAUCUCUGCUUGUGAAGCUGCUUGGAGAAUAUUCAUGUAUGAUAUACAUUAUAGAUAUCCAGCUGUUGAAGUAUUACCUUUUCAUUGUGAAGAUGGUCAGAGUAUUGUGUAUAACGAUCAUGAUAAUUUGUGUGAUAUUGUUACUGAUCCAACUGUGAAAUUGACAAUGUUUACAGAGUGGAUGAAUUGUAAUAAAGUCGAUGAAUUUGCCAGGACAUUGAGGAUUUUACUGAAUCAUAUUAAGGGACCAACCUGUUUUGAAGAUAUAAAAACAGUUGAUGGGCAAGUUUUUCAAACAUUUAAAGAUGCAUGUUUUGCACGGGGGCUGUUGGAUGAUGAUAAAGAAUAUGUUAAUGCUGUCAAAGAAGCAAGCACAUGGUCAACCAGAGAUUUCUUGAGGACCUUUUUUGUAAUGUUGUUGCUGUCAAAUUCGAUAUCUCAUCCUGGUGUUUUUUGGUCAGAAACGAAGUCCCUGUUAUGUGAAGACAUUUUGUAUCAGCAACGAAAGAUAACUGGUAUUGCAGAUUUAGAUCUUCAACAGGAAGAACCUGAAAAUAUCUGUCUAUCUGAAAUUGAAAAGUUGCUACUUACCAAUGGAAGUACAGUGAUAAAUUUUGAUGAUAUGCCAAGUGUUUCGGACAAUUAUGUUUCAUCGUCGAACAAUCGAUUGAUAAUGAAAGAAUUAUCGUAUGACAGACUAGCUCUUCAAAGGGAACAUGGUCGUUAUGUAAAGUGUUUAACUGCCGAACAGGAAAGGAUAUAUAAAAUUGUUAUGGAAGCGAUUGAAAAAGGUGAUGGAGGUGUGUUUUUUGUAUAUGGUUAUGGUGGAACUGGAAAGACGUUUCUUUGGAAGACAUUCUCAGCUGCAUUACAAUCAAAAGGUGAAGUUGUAUUGAAUGUUGCAUCCAGUGGAAUUGCUUCACUUUUGCUGGAUGGUGGUAGAACUGCUCAUUCAAGGUUUGUAAUUCCAAUCAACAUUAAUGAGAAUUCAAUAUAUUCGAUAGAGCCUAAUACUGAGUUAGGUGAUUUAACUAAAAGAGCAACAUUGAUUAUUUGGGAUGAAGCACCUAUGACUCACAAGCAUUGUUUCGAGGCUCUUGAUAGAACAAUGAGAGACAUAUCACGUUCCAGUCAACCGAACAUGCAAUCGAAGCCAUUUAGGGGAAAGGUCAUUCUAUUUGGUGGUGAUUUUAGACAAAUUCUUCCGGUCAUCUCUAAAGUACUAAAGCUAACUGAGAAUAUGAGAUUAAGAGUUGGUUGUCAGGAAGCAGAUUUGAAAGAAAUAAAGGAAUUUGGAGAAUGGAUUUUAAAGCUUGGUGAUGGUCUGCUUGGUAAAGAAAAUGAUGGUGAGAUUGAUAUUGAAAUACCAGAUGAUUUACUUAUUCAUGACCAAGUCAAUGCUAUUUCUUCUCUCAUUUCAUAUAUAUAUAUCCGGACAUGA
Molecule: messenger RNA, 2868 nt
Organism: Helianthus annuus (common sunflower)
Lineage: Eukaryota; Viridiplantae; Streptophyta; Magnoliopsida; Asterales; Asteraceae
Exons: 5
Coding region: 1-2868 (955 amino acids)
Biological process (GO): DNA repair; telomere maintenance
Molecular function (GO): DNA helicase activity
Source: RefSeq, a predicted model, not a curated record